Messenger RNA from Mugil cephalus (flathead mullet), 6741 nucleotides. RefSeq names its product protein AF-17-like. Lineage: Eukaryota; Metazoa; Chordata; Actinopteri; Mugiliformes; Mugilidae. Bases 622 to 3864 code for a protein of 1080 amino acids. Gene Ontology annotation, biological process: regulation of transcription by RNA polymerase II. The transcript has 20 exons. Gene Ontology annotation, molecular function: histone binding; nucleosome binding. The record is from RefSeq and is a predicted model, not a curated record. Gene Ontology annotation, cellular component: nucleus.
CCAAAAAUAAACACUGACACAAAGGAUGUUUUCAAUGCCAGGUCAGGACACUGGAUGGUGAAAUAGCCUGUAAUUGCUGGCCGUUUGUUCCACGGGGAUCCUGAAGAUGGCGCUGUUGAAACGCAAUUGAUAAAUUGUGCCAGCCAGCGGUUUUGACCGGCUAAUCCACAUGUUCUACUAAUCUAAUGUUAUACGCUAUUAUAAAGCAGCCGGAGCGCCGACCUAAAUUCGGCACACCGGGAAAGGGUCGCGAUUAGACCCGGAGUUUGAAAACGCGCGACGAAAUCGGCGACGGAGGCUAAAAACGAAAAAAAAAAAAUGCGAUAACUUGCUACCUCUCGCUGUGACUUUUAUUCCGACCCAGAGGAGAAGAUCUGAGCAUGCGCACUGCAUCGGUUCUAUGGGGACGGGGAGGACAUCACGGAAAAAAGCAGCAGCAGCAGCAGCACCACGAACCCCACGCCGAGAUUUCGCAUUUCCAUUCCUCUUGAAAAAAAAAAAAAACUGCGCGACCGACGCGGCCCACGACUAUGCCCGGUGCGGCGUCGACCACUUGACAGGCCUGGCCGAGGUCUGAGCCGUUGCCGGGAGGGGUAAUACAAUUCUUCAUAUGGGAGCAGCAUGCGGGAAAUGGUCGGAGGUUGCUGCGUGUGUUCAGACGAGCGAGGCUGGGCUGAGAACCCGCUGGUCUACUGUGAUGGACACGGCUGCAGCGUCGCCGUUCACCAAGCAUGCUACGGCAUUGUCCAGGUGCCCACCGGCCCGUGGUUCUGUCGGAAGUGUGAGUCACAGGAGCGGGCAGCACGAGUGAGGUGUGAACUGUGUCCCCACAAAGAUGGCGCCCUCAAGAGGACGGACAGCGGAGGCUGGGCCCACGUCGUGUGUGCACUCUACAUCCCCGAGGUGCAGUUCGCCAACGUCCUCACGAUGGAGCCCAUCAUCCUGCAGUACGUCCCGCACGAGAGAUACAUCAAGACGUGCUACAUCUGUGAGGACCACGGCAGGGAGAGCAAGGCGGCCUGCGGAGCCUGCAUGACCUGCAACAGGCAGGGCUGCAGACAAGCUUUCCAUGUCACCUGUGCUCAGGUGGCUGGUCUGCUGUGUGAGGAGGAAGGCCCCGAGGCUGACAACGUGAAAUAUUGUGGAUACUGCAAGCAUCACUACAACAAAAUGCAGAAGAAGUUGCGCUCGAGUGAAAACACAAAUAGCUCCUUCUGUCAUCCCAGGGUUUGGUCUAGCUCACCGUCGCAAGAAAAGCAACACCACCACCAUAGACAGAGAAAGAGUCACAAAGACAAGAUUCGGCAAAAGGAGCGCCACAAGAAGUCCACUGACGGCUUGAGCUCAUCUGUGACGACAAGCAGCAUAGAAAAGAUCUCUUCAAGUCACCACAGCAGCAAGGACAGCGAGGGCAAGUCCAAGAAGCUGAGCUCGCACAGUCACAGUCAUCGCAGCAAGAAGACAGGAAGCACCGGCAAGAGCUGCUCCUCUUCCUCCUGCUCCUCCAGUCCAUUCAACACAGGAGGCUCCCUGUCUGCCGCUCAGGAUUUCCAUCAGUUCUCAUCUUCUUCCCGCCUGGAGCGAGACCACGACCGCGGAGGCGACGACCACGGCGGAGAGGAGCGCAAGGAGCGCCACCGGAGGCCGGCGGUCCAGGAGGAGGAAGACGAAGAGGAGGAGGAUGAAAAGGAAGAGGACAAAGAUGAAGAAGAGGAGGAGGACUGUAAAUACCACAAGCCACCAGCACUGACCCCUGCUGAUGGCCCGCUAGCAGGGUCACAAGGUCACGACAGGUCAGAGGGAAACUCCAGCCCCUUCGAGAACAAGGUCACCAUCUCCACCUUCGGGUCCAUCAUGCGCAUCACGUCCUCAUCAGGGCUCAGCAGCAAGAUCCGCAAGAUCUCCUCCUCGGGGGACUACAAGUCUUCCAAAUCUCUCUGCAAACCCUCUCAACUGAGCACGCCGCCGAUCCUGGAGGAGGCGGACCCAGAGGAGAAGGCCACGCCUCCGCCGCUGCCCCGAGAGAGGAGACACCGCGGCAACAAGAAGAGCCGGCACGGACCGGGGCGCCCGCGGGGGAGCAAGAACCGAGAAAGGAGGGACGAGGAGCAUCACCACCACCACCACCACACGGCGCCUCCUCCUCCUCCUCCUCCGGCCUUAACCUCCUCCGUCUACCCGAGCCCGUCCCCCGCCCCUCACCCCGCCUUCCCCUCGACGCUGCCCUCAACCUCCACCUCUUCCUCUUCCUCUUCUUCUUCCUUCUCCUCCUCCUCUGCCGGGAGCUUUUCUACAGGCCGUGGCAACUCGCUUCUCGGCUCCAGUAUCUACUCUCAAGGUCUCAAGGACCCUCUCACACUGGGCGGGGGUGUCUGCACUACUCCUCUGUCCCUGGGUGGAGGGGUGUGUAGCACCUCCUUGUCUCUGGGAGGAGGCAUGUGUAGCACCCCUCUCUCCUCCGGACUCCUUCCACCCCUCGCCCCCUCGCUUUCUCUUCCGUCAAUGAGCGCUGUCUCAAACACGCAGGUCCAUCCAGGUUCCAGCGCCUCCUACAGCCUGACCUCCUCCCAGCCUUUCGCCAGCUGUCUUUCAACAGCCCCGGCACUGCCGCCACUACUGAGCCAAGCCCAGACCUCACUGCCAGAGUCCGACCUCGAUGACUGCCGCUUCCCGUGUCAGGGGAACUCGCCGAGAGAGAGUCUUUCCUCACAGUCUCCAAUGAGCUGUCUUCCUCUUCUGUUUGACCAGAGAGACGGGCUGGGCGCUGGAGCCAGAGCCCGUCCCGAGAACGUACCUCCGGCCAGCUCCCACAUCGAGCUUUUAUUGGAGAAACACGGCAACGGAGAGAUGGGAGUCAACAUCGUGGAGAUGCUCCAGUCGCUUCACUCCCUGCAGCAGGAGAACCAGCGCCUCCAGGACCAGAUCCUCAGCCUGACGGCCAAGAAGGAGCGGCUGCAGCUGCUGAACACGGAGCUGGCCGUGCCUUUCCCUCCUCACAUUCAUUCCAUCCAGGGCUCCAUGCACACGUCUGCCCAGAUCAACUUCCUGUCAUCUACUCAAGACCCCGUGAGCACCAAUAAGAGCCCCCUCUCCAAAAGCUGCUUCCUGAAUGAAGCCUCCUUUGUUACCUCGUCCGAGGAGCUGCACUCUGGUAGUCCGUCCCGCAGCAGCUCGUCGCUCUCCUUCCAGAGCACGCCUCCCCCUCAGCAGAGCCCCGCCUCCUUCGGCCAGCCGCUGCUAAACGGCUUGAGUCGAGGUCUGAGCGACGGUUUGGGGACCAUCAGUCAGGCUGGCGGCUCCGCUCUUCCUGUGGUGGGCGGGCUCAUGGCGUCCCUGGCAGGAAGCCCUCAGCUGACCAUGAACGGCGUGCUGGGCGGUUUGAACGGUGUGAUCCAGUCCCCAGUACAGAACGGCCCUCAGCCCACGCUCCCAGCUCUGCGUCCUCAGCCUCCUCCACUCAACCCUCAGGCCCUGGCGCAGAGCUUCCAGCUUCCCAAGAGCGUGAGCCCGUCUUCUCUCCUGUCAGAGCAGCAGAAGCAGCUUCUUCUGGAGCAGCAGCAGCAGCAUCAGCAGCAACAGAUCCAGCAGUUCCUCACCUCUCAGAACUUCACACCGGAGCAGCAGAUGGUCGUGUACCAGAUGCUGCAGCAGCAGAGACAGAGGGAGCUGCAGCGCCUCACGCUGACCGGAGCACUCACCUCCAGCCCCAACUCACCCAUGAUAUCCCAGUCGCCCAACCUGCUGUCCUCAGCCACAGCCUCCCCCCUGCAGGGCGGCCAGGGAGGCGGCCUCUUCGGUCUGCAGGACAGUGCACUUCACAAACCCGGGGCUGCAGGAGAGAAGGGUGGAGACAAGAAUGGAUGAUGAGUCUGUUCUAACACAGAAGAAGCUCAGAUGAAAAUAUGAGGCAUUAAGUGCCGCCCUGAAGAAGUGAGGUCAAGACUUUUUCCCUUCUGUCAUCUUCAUCGUACACCCUCUUUAUGAAUGUAAAACAGGAUGGACUUAAAGUGAAGUUUUUCGUGUUUUGAAAUUCUUGAUAUCAGAGGUUCUUCUCAUAGGUUUUUUUUUUUUGUGUGUAGGCAGCUUUCAGAGAGCAUGAAUAGAGUGGUCUCUUCUUAAAUUGCACUAAUUUGUUCGCUAGACCAAUGGGGCUGCUUCUGAAGGCAGAGCCAGACUUCCCGCUCACCCAUGCAGGAGCUGUGCAGGAUUUUGGUUCGAAGUAUAUGAGCUCGAGGUUGGAGCGUCUCUUUCUUCUCUGACUUUUCAAGCACUGACCAUUCAUUCCCUCCGCAGCUCAAAGUUUCCAUUCAGUCAGUGAGAAAAUCACACUUCUGCCACUUCAUGCACCCUCAACUGUCUUCCUCGAUAUUUUGUCUUCCCUUUGUGUCCACCCCACCCAGAUUUCGUCAGAUCUUCUAUACAUUGCAGCCUCUCGCUGGCACUUGCCAUGUAAAGGAUAGAUAUGCUGUCAUUUUCGAUGUGUGGAUAGUGUCCUUUCAACGUUAAGCUAGUUAUUACCUCAGACUUUUCUGCCAACUAUUUUCCAUUGUUGACAUUUUGUGCAGACACGUUACCACAACAGCCUUCACUGGAUAUAAAUGCCCAUCAGAAAUCUUGGUGUUCACUUUAAGGAAUUAACUACGUAAAAGAAAAAAAAGAAAAAAAAAAAAGAAACAUCCGUCAGAGACUUGAUUUCAGCGUGCAAGCACCGAAAACCACCACCAGAGUUCGGAAAGACUUUUAUAUCCUUCGAGUUGCUAUGGAGAUUAAGCAGACAAAACCAAACAUUUGGAAAUUUUAAGUAAGAAAAUAAUAGUUUUUUCCUAAAUAAGUGUGCACUUUGCAUGUUAGUUGCUAACAGAGCAAAUCAUCACAGCACUUAGAAAGGUUGCUCGGUACUUUCUAGGCCACUAGAGACUAACAGGUUGUUGAUUUCUAUGAGUAUUUUGCACUCUGAAGUUUUUUAAGUUACUUCCAUUUAUAAAUAUUUCUUUCAUGUCCGCAAACUAGUUAUUCUUUUAGCAAUACUGGAUAGAUAAUGCCUUAAUGAUGCUAGAUUUACAGAGAAAACCACGAGCCCAAAGGCCAACUUUACUCUUUUUUGUCGUAUUUCUUUGAUAGUGUUUUUUAUCUCGGGUACUUGGAGGGGUAUGUUAUUAAAGUGAAAGCACUCUUCCUAAACCCGUUUAUACUUUUGAUAGCUGACUGAGGAUUUCAACAGUUGUGAAUAACCGUAUAGUGGUGACUUAAGUGUCAAAGCAUUUUCUAUUGUAAUUUUUGUGUUCGGAUCUUCUUUAGUUGUUUGUGCUUCAGAGAUCAAGUAGAAAAUGUUACAGUGAAGCCUGCACAGUGGUGUCAUAGGAGAGGUGUGAACUAUUAUUCAAGUGCUGCAGUUAUAGCAUGAUGUGGUCUGGUGUAGCCAGACUCGGUUCUCAUAGAAUAUGGGAAAAAGUCAUUACGGGGCGCGUUUCAACCCAUUCAGAGAAUUAAAAAAUCAAUUGCAUGCAAUUAGAUGGUCCUGCAACCAAUCACAGUCAUGUUGUUUUAAAGUCAUUCAACACCACCCCGUUUAGAUGACGUGAUGAAUACGUCGCGGUUCGUCAGCCCGGCCAAAUGAUUUGAGUGGCCCAACAGAUUUUGCAGGAGCAUAAUCACUUCCCACUGGAGCUGCUCCAGUCCAAUUCUACGCCAUAAAAUGAUCGUGUUUGAGAAGAGUCGGGCUGACGUCCAAUCUGAGAGAAAACCUAUUCCCAGCAAUGAGAAGACUUUCCAAUGUAGAGACUAUGACAGGUUCCCCUCUCCUCCUUUUCCCUCAAAGUCAGUCAGUUCUUUAACAAUAUUAUGUCAUAAUCCUUCAGAUACAUCCUCUUUUCUGUUUGCAAUCUUGAACGGGAUCUCCCAAACAUGUGAUACCUAGUUUGUUUUGUUAGCAGCACAUGUAGAUGUCAGAAAUGAACUUCGAGCAGCUCACUAGUUGAUGAUAAAUACUGUAGCAAAGACAGAAGGAGAAUGUUGAUUGUGUUGUUCAAGACACGAGUCAAUGCAUUAACGUGACUCAGAGUGGGAGGGCUGAUUCACCUCUCAGCUGAGACAGAGUCCAGAUUACGUCCAAGACGUUGACUGACGAGCGGCGCGAAGGAUUUCUGAAGCGGUUUCUUCCUCAUGUUGCACUGGGGCGCUUUUUGGCCCAAUUGUAAAUUGUUAUUUUGGUUUUUUUUAGUUUUUUUUUUUUUUUUUUUUUUUUUUUUUUUUUUUUUUUUUCAAUUUUGUUGGAAUACGAGUUGUAUACUUUAAUAUGUUUGUGUAAAAACACAUUCAUUCUUUUAAGCUUUGAAGUUUGGGUAACCAAGAUAAUCCAUGUUAUGAAUGUCGUACUGUGUAUCUUUUAUGUAUUGAAACAUUUAAGCACCUGCCUCUGAAUGAGGUUUGAUGGAGAGCAAGUUAACCCUUGAGAUAUGAAUUGCAUGAAAUGCAGUGACGUCUCUCAAAUGUUUUGCUUUAUACCAAGUAAUAACUAUGCAUAAUUUGAAAUGCAUUGUUCCCUGAAAGAAAAAAAAAGAGAAAUGAAAUGAGCACUGAAUUUUAAAAAUGGACAAGCACGGUGUCAUUGUACAGUGUAAUCGAUCAAAGCAAAUUUGACGAUAUUCAGAUGAAAAGCCCUGUAAAGUAUUUUGAUAUUUUUGUGUGUAAAAUUAAAAAGAAGGAUUAAGACAGCUUUUGUCAAUAAAUGUAUUUUACUGA